This is a messenger RNA of Coregonus sp. 'balchen', 2429 nucleotides long. Lineage: Eukaryota; Metazoa; Chordata; Actinopteri; Salmoniformes; Salmonidae. The record is from the annotation of a GenBank genome assembly.
AAAUGUUUGCGGGAAGAGAUCCACAAAGACGUGCUGGUUACAGGCGAAUACGAAGUUAGCGAACAACCAAAUGCGAAAACCAAUCUCAAGGUAACACGUAUAGCUAGCUAGCUAACGUUAGCUAUACUGUAUGAAAUCCUUGCAAUCAAAUCAGUGUUAGCGUAACUUUUUGACAUGGAAGCCUCGGAUAUGUAACUUACAUCACCUAGCUAGUAUCAAACAACGUCAAUAGUUAGAUUUUCAAUGGGCAGGUCUGGGUUAGGGAGCUACUAGUAGCUAGCUAACCGGUAUAGUACAGCCACUGGCUAAGGUAGUUAGCUAGCUAGCAAAAUAAAAUGCUGUCAGCUUGGUUCAACUGAAUACUGCAAAGGACUUGAAUAGCCAUCAAUAUCUAUGCAAGUAUUAAACAUGAUGUAGCUAAGGUUAAAACAUGUCAACAAAGUAGCUAGUUGACUUUGAUUCGUGCGUGUGUCUUAUCUGGGUCAAACAUGUGUAAUGUACCUACCAUAUGUUUAAUUAUUUUCCAUUUCAGAUCACAGAUUCAUCAGGUCACACCUUGUACUCCAAGGAGGAUGCUUCAAAGGGGAAGUUUGCCUUUACAACAGAGGACUAUGAUAUGUUUGAGGUUUGCUUUGAAAGCAAAUCCCCCCUUGGUGAGUGUGUUUAACCAGAUGUGGUCUAAUGUAGCAAUGGGCCUGGGUUGUUUAAGUUUAAAGCCUUGGAGUAUAUAUGAUUAAGCAAAAUUUGCAGGCUGGGCCGCAUUUGGAAGUGGGGAAUAGUAAUUUCCCAGCCUGGUCUCAUAGACUAGACAUAGCAUAGUAAAUGUAAAUCCGGGACACUGAAAUGAGUAUGAUUAUGUUGCGUUUGGUAUGGUUACAUAAGACAGAAGGCAAUUUAAAGCAAGAACGAAAGGAGGGAGGAAGGGACGGUGGAUGAGUGGGUAUAACGCAAACUACUUUUUGUAACUACUUUUUAGCUACUUUGCAACUACUUAGCAUGUUAGCUAACCCUUCCCCUAACCCUUUAACCUAACUCCUAACCUUAACCCAGCUAACGUUAGCCAGCUAGCUAACAUUAGCAUUAGCCACCUAGUUAACGUUUGCCUUAGUAACCUAGCUAACGUUAGCAACAACAAAAUUGGAAUUCAUAACAUAUACGUUUAGCAAAUUCGUAACAUAUUGUACAAAUUGCAAAUCGUAACAUAUCAUACUAAAUUGAAUGGCGGGAUUUACGUACAGAAUAAUACGAAAUGCUCUAAGACCAGGUUGCAUUUCCUGGAAUAUUUGGCCCUGUACAAUAAGUAUUUUCAUUCUGGGGUCUAGGUACUGGGAGGGUCCCAGACCAGCUAGUCAAUUUAGACAUGAAGCAUGGUGUGGAGGCAAAGAAUUACAAAGAGGUAAGUGCCAACUGCCUAUCAGCCUUUCUCCAGGUCCAUCUGGAUCAGAAUUGUUGUGGAUUGCCAUGAGUUAGCAUGAGGUCUCAACAUUAGAAAAUACAAAAACAAUGUGAAAAAGAUGGCUAAGCUUUCUCAAUUUCUCUUGUUUGUAUUGGAAAUGAAGAAAGACUAACUUUCUCUUUAACUGUCAACUUCUGAAAGCAUUGUAGCUGCUGUGCAUUGUGAAGACUGACACAUGCUGCAGAAAAUCCUAGCAUGCUCACACAGAUUUUUAUCCACUCCACAAUACAAGUGUCAUACACUAAUUAUAUAUCCUACCCUAUUAAUGUGACUAAGUACAUCCAGUGGUUAAUUAAGCAAUAAGGCACGAGGAGUUGUGGUACAUGGCAAAUAUACCACGGCUAAGGGCUAUUCUUAGGCAUGACGCUAUUAUAAACUGGUUACCAACAUAAUUAGAGCAGUAAGAAUUAAUGUUUUGUCAUACCGAUGGUACACAAUCUGAUAUACCACAGCUGUCAAUCAGCAUUCAGGGCUCGAACCACCCAGUUUAUAAUCAGGGGUUUAUUCUGUAUGGUGCUCUUUUCAGAUUGCAAAAGUUGAGAAGCUGAAGCCCCUAGAAGUUGAACUAAGACGCCUCGAGGACUUGUCGGAGUCCAUUGUGAAUGACUUUGCCUACAUGAAGAAGCGUGAAGAGGAAAUGAGGGACACAAAUGGUAAGUGAUGUAUGAAAAGAAAAGUCCAAAGUAACAUUCUUUGUGACUUGUGGUCCAAGUUUUCACUCUACCAGAAAAUGUUCAGUAUCUUUCAUAUGAUUCACAAUCGUUCUUUGGCUGGUCUUGUGAAAGGAGUAAAACCUUGGUUUAAAUUAACUCGCACCUGUUACUCAGUUAAAUAGAUUUUCCCUCACAUUGCAGAAUCCACCAACACACGUGUCCUGUACUUCAGUAUCUUCUCUAUGUGCUGUCUAAUUGGGCUGGCAACAUGGCAGGUCUUCUACCUGCGGCGUUUCUUCAAGGCGAAGAAGCUGAUUGAG